This is a messenger RNA of Cucumis melo (muskmelon), 2280 nucleotides long. RefSeq names its product histone acetyltransferase GCN5. The transcript has 13 exons. Bases 226 to 2019 code for a protein of 597 amino acids. Gene Ontology annotation, biological process: chromatin remodeling; positive regulation of transcription by RNA polymerase II. Gene Ontology annotation, molecular function: protein binding; histone H3 acetyltransferase activity. NCBI's taxonomy places the organism in Eukaryota, Viridiplantae, Streptophyta, Magnoliopsida, Cucurbitales, Cucurbitaceae. The record is from RefSeq and is a predicted model, not a curated record. Gene Ontology annotation, cellular component: histone acetyltransferase complex.
AAAUAUUAAGAAAAGAAACGAGCGAUUGCACCACAUUAGUCGGGGGCAUUCGUGUGAAUUUAUACUUUACGACAGCAAAGCAGUCACCGCCGCUACCGAAGAAGGGUCGGGGGCGUCGUCGUCAAGCAGUAUAAAGUCCCACCUAGCAGCUUCGUCAAACUUGUGUCCCCUCACUUUACUUAUCCCACGGAGUCCAUUCUUCCGGUACCGCGCAAUUUUUCUCCAAUGGAUACCCACUCCGCUCACCUCACUGCUACGAAUCGUUCCCGUAGUUCUCAAUCCCCUUCCCCGUCCCACUCCGCUUCCGCCUCUGCCACCUCCUCCAUCCACAAGCGCAAAUUGGCCUCCGAGGAUCACGUCCCUCCUUUCCCUCCAUCUUUUUCCGCUGAAACACGCGAUGGGGCGCUAACAUCCAAUGACGACCUUGAAAGCAUCUCAGCUCGCGGCGGCGGCGCUGACUCCGACUCCGACGACGAUUCUGACGAUGCCGUGGUCGAGGAUGACGAGGACGACUUUGACAAUGAUUCUUCCAUGCGUAACUUCACCACUGCUCGACUCGAGAAUAGCGGUCCUGGCGGUUCUGCUACAGCAUCUGCCUCUGCUUCGGCUGCGCGUACUACUAAGAUCAAGCCAAAUGCAACGGUGAAGAUCGAGAAUGCGGAUAUCAACAAGGACGGAGGCACGAUUGGUGGAACCAAUGCAGCGGGUUCUGCAGUGGGGACAACGGGAAAUUCUGUGUCCGGAAUUGUCGUGAAGGAAGAUGCUUCGAAAAUUUUUGCCGACAGUGUACAGACCAGCGGUGCCUAUAUUUCCAGAGAAGAGAACCUAAAGAGAGAGGAGGAAGCUGCGUUACUCAAAUUUGUCUGCCUUUCGAAUGACGGUGUUGAUGAGCAUAUGGUUUGGUUAAUUGGGUUGAAGAAUAUUUUUGCCCGACAACUACCUAACAUGCCCAAGGAAUACAUUGUUCGUCUUGUUAUGGACAGAAACCACAAGUCGGUGAUGGUUAUAAGACGAAAUCAAGUUGUUGGUGGCAUCACAUAUCGCCCAUAUGUCAGUCAAAAAUUUGGCGAGAUAGCCUUUUGUGCUAUUACAGCUGAUGAGCAAGUAAAAGGAUACGGUACCAGAUUGAUGAAUCACUUAAAACAGCACGCACGUGAUGUUGAUGGCCUUACUCAUUUUCUCACAUAUGCUGAUAAUAAUGCUGUUGGCUACUUUACUAAGCAGGGAUUCACAAAAGAAAUACACCUGGAGAAGGACAGGUGGCAGGGGUAUGUCACAAACAUCCGCAGCAUUUUGAAGAUUGCCAAAGUUUUCUAUUCAUAUCUUUUGGAGAUAAUGACCAGAUACUUUUCAUUCUUCAUUCUCGUAUCUUGCAAGUACAUCAAAGACUACGAUGGAGGAAUUCUUAUGGAAUGCAAAAUCGAUCCUAAACUUCCAUACACUGAUCUGUCCUCUAUGAUUCGUCGGCAGAGGCAGGCAAUUGACGAGAAAAUAAGAGAGCUUUCAAACUGCCACAUUGUUUAUCCUGGCCUUGAUCUUCAAAAGAAGGAGGCAGGAGUUCCCAAAAGACCCAUCAAAGUUGAGGAGAUCCCGGGUUUGAAGGAAGCCGGAUGGACACCUGAUCAAUGGGGAUUCUCACGUUACAGAGCCUUAAACUCUGCCGAUGGGAUCUCAAAUCAGAAACAUUUGACUGCAUUCAUGCGCUCACUUCUCAAGUCAAUGCAUGACCAUGUUGAUGCAUGGCCAUUCAAAGAACCGGUUGAUUCUCGUGAUGUGCCUGACUAUUAUGAAAUCAUUAAGGAUCCAGUGGAUUUAAAGACGAUGUCCAAGAGGGUGGAGUCAGAACAAUAUUACAUUACUUUUGAGAUGUUCGUUGCGGAUGUGAGAAGAAUGUUUGUUAAUGCACGCACGUAUAAUGCUCCCGAGACUAUUUAUUAUAAGUGUGCAACAAGGCUGGAAUCACAUUUUCAAAGUAGGCUUCAAUCAGGUCUACAAUCUGCUAACAAAAUUCAACCAUGACGUUUGCAGUGAGGAUGCUGCUUAAUUGUACAGAAAAUAGUAAUUUAAUACAUUCAGUUACAUCAUUCCCUUCCAACCCUGAUUCUUAAUUGUUCACCUUAUAUAGGUCAGGUGAUUUUGUAACAUAUUUCUUAGUCUAAUUUAUUUGUGAGAUGGUGUAGUGCACGGCAUAUAUUCCUAAGAUAUGUAUGAUAUAAGGAUUCACUUUGUUGUCAGAUCGCUCUAUCAUAAACAGACCUCAAUCUUUGUAUUUGUACGGCA